Molecule: messenger RNA, 1347 nt
Organism: Planococcus citri (citrus mealybug)
Lineage: Eukaryota; Metazoa; Arthropoda; Insecta; Hemiptera; Pseudococcidae
Product: LDLR chaperone boca-like
Exons: 5
Coding region: 140-706 (188 amino acids)
Biological process (GO): protein folding
Source: RefSeq, a predicted model, not a curated record
UUUUUGAUAAAAAAAUUUGAUUAUUCUCGUAAUAAAUUACAAAUUUAUUGUACUCUGGUUUAUUUCGGAUCGUUAUGUAACAGAACAAAAUAAUUACUAGUAAUCUUCCUUUUUUAUACAACCUCAACGAUCGUCUGCAAUGAAUAGUCCAAAAUACUUGGUGUGUUUCGUGUUACUCUCAAGUUUAACUUUACUCGCCGCUAAGAAAUAUCCAAAAGAAGAGGAGAAGCCGGCUUGGGCCAAGAAAGAUAUCAGAGAUUAUUCUGAAGCCGAUCUCGAACGUUUAUUAGAUCAAUGGGAGGAAGACGAAGAACCUUUAGAACCUGACGAGUUACCAGAACAUCUAAGACCUCAGCCGCAAAUUGAUCUCAAUAAUAUUAAAAACACCGAUCCCGAAGAGUUGAUGAAAUUAUCCAAAAAAGGUAGAACUUUGAUGACCUUUGUUAAAGUAUCCGGUAAACCUACGAAAGACGAAACCGAAGAAUUGACUAAAUUGUGGCAAACUAGUCUGUGGAAUAAUCACAUCCAAGCUGAAAGAUAUUUGAUCGAAGACGAUCGAGCUAUAUUUAUGUAUAAAGAUGGGUCUCAAGCUUGGACAGCUAAGGAUUAUUUAAUCGAACAAGAACGCUGUGAUACGGUAACAAUCGAUAGCAAAGUGUUCGAAGGAAAAUACAGAAAAGGUUCUCCUACUCGAUCUGAAUUAUAAUUGCGAUGAACAACGUACGAAGCAAAAUACUCUGCGUCAUCUACGUGGACGUAUUGGCGGUCAGCUUAAUUAUUCUAUUAUUUAUUAUUUAAUCAACAUCUGCAAUCGAUGGGUAUAUCGAACGUUAAAAUCGGACUCCUCGGAUCCAUCUAUUCAGCCGUUCAAUUUAAGCAUAAUUAUACUUUGGGCGAUGUGUUUGGAUCUAUUUCUACUCAAGUGUUUGGCUGUAUUUGCUAUGUUUUCUUUCUGUCUUAAUUGCCAUGCUGCUAUGACGACUCGAUUUCAGACUAGUGGUCUAUUGAAGAAGUAUUUGUACGAUAGAAGUGAGGAGAAUCUCUUUCUCAAGUUGAUGAGGUGUCCGUCAGUUACGUAUUAUUCUUUAUAGCAUUAUUUGUGAUAUUUUUCAUUUUGUUUGUACGUUUAUGUAAUGUAUAAUUAUGUACGAUUUGUAAAUAUACAUAAUUAUUUAAUUUGAUAUCUUGCGGUAGUAGUGAGGAGAAUCUCUUUCUCAAGUUUAUGAGGAGUCCGUCAAUUACGUAUUAUUCUUUAUAGCAUUAUUUGUGAUAUUUUUUAUUUUGUUUGUAUGUUUAUGUAAUGUUUGUAUGUACGAUUUGUAAAUAUAAUUGAAUUUGAUAUCUUGU